Insectozyma verbasci is the source of this 3481-nucleotide messenger RNA. NCBI's taxonomy places the organism in Eukaryota, Fungi, Ascomycota, Pichiomycetes, Serinales, Debaryomycetaceae. The record is from the annotation of a GenBank genome assembly.
AUGGGACAUCAAUUUUCUAAAAAUUAUCAGAAUUAUAGUAAUCAAAUAUAUAAUGAAGAUGAUAUAAGUGUUGCCCAAAAUUGUCAGUCAGAGGAAGAUUCUCGAUUACAAGGUUUGAUACCAAUUACAUCACCUCCGGAUAGUUUUCCUUACCAAUACCCUUCUCAAUUAUAUUUGACUCCGCAAACUUCAUACGAAAUCGAUGAAGAAAUUAAUAAGGAAGAAGAACCUCUUCAUCAUCAUAAUCAUAAUCAUAAUCAUAAUCAUAGUCAUAAUCAUAAUCAUCUUUUCGAACAACAAUCCACUCAAUCAGAGUCACAAUCAAUACAUUUUAAACAUAGACUGGAAUCAACUUUGCAAAACUUUAAUGACUAUCAUAGCUCAAAUUCAACUCUCGAUAAUGAAGAAGAAUAUAACCGACUUCGGCUUCAUCAAUUACAGCAUCAACCAUUAACAAAACAAGAUGAUCCAUUUAACUCAUUCUCACCUUUAUUGUCAUUACCUUUGGAAAUUUUAUAUAAUAUUAUCGAAUAUGUUUAUAUUGAAAAUGAUAUUGCAUCAAUCAAUUCAAAUUUAGAAAAAUUUGCAAAUAAAAUUCCUUUAUUAUCCAAAAAAUUUCAUCAAUUAUCUUUAUGUUUUAUGUAUAAAUAUACCAUUUUUAAUCGACCUCAUUCAUUUGAUAAGUUUUUAAAUAAUCUUAAAAUCAAUCCUAUAAUUGGUAAAUACGUUGAAUUUAUGGAUUUCCAGCAGUUUACCUCCAUAGGUUUAGGCAGAACAGGUAGAAUGAAUCAAGAAAUUCAAAUGGUCACAUCAAGAACUAUCUUUGAAGCAUUAUGUUUAACACCAAAUUUAAUUGAGUUUUUGGCAUCAGAAAAUAUUCAAGAUGAUUUAGAUGUGAAUGUUUUAAAUUAUUUAUUUAAUAAUUUAAAUAAUUUAAAAGCUUUAGAUUUAUGUGGUGCCAGUAGUGAAUCUUUUGCAUUUGCCUUUGAAAAUCUUGAAAUUAUGAUACCACAAUUAUCAAUAACAAAAUUAUCUUUACAUGAUUGCUCAAAUUUAUCUCAAGAAGUACUAUUAAAAAUUAUCACUAAAUUAUUUAACACAAAAAGAUUGGAUUUAAAUCACACAUCUAUUAAUUCUUCAAUUUUAUUAAAAUUACCAAUCUCAUGUAAGAUUACUCAUUUGUCAUUAGCCAGAUGCUCAAAAUUAACAACAAAAGAUUUAAUAAAUUUUUUGGUAAAUCAUCCUUCGGUAAAUCAAGGCUCGUUGGAAUGGUUAAAUUUACAAAUUGAUUCAAAUGUUGUUAGCCCCUUAACUGAUGUAUAUUUGUUGUACACCUUGAGACAUUUAAAUGCUCCAAAUUUAAAAUAUUUGAAUAUAGGCGGUAUGCCAAUAAAUUACAAAAUCUUACUAACAAUCAAAAAUAAAUUUCUAAAUUUGAUUAGUUUAAAUAUAAGUCAUGCAAGAAAUAUUAGCUUAGAAGAAUUGAAUGAUUUUAUGAAUGAGAACUCAAACAUUAAAUUUUUAGAUUUAAGUGGUAUUAAAUGUUUAAGUAAAAACUUGGUGUCAUUUUUGAAAAAAAAUUUCAAUUCAAAUUUGGAAGCUAUUGAGUUCGAUUAUAAAAAUUUAUAUGAUUAUACAUCAAAAGGUGAUUAUUUGACAGUACAACCGAUAAUAUCUUCAUCAGCUACGUUGAACGUCUACGAUUCAAAACAUCAUCAACAACCGCAGUAUUGGAAAUUUUAUGAUAAUGAAGGCAGAAGGGCCUGGAUCUAUAAAACUGAUGAAGAUUUACUGAAAAAGAAGAAAAAUUUGUCAAAUUUAACAUUUUAUGACUUAGAAACUGGUAAUAAAAUUGUAAACAUAAUUAGAAAACCUAAUUUUUUGAAAUAUGCAAGUAGGAAGGUAAAUUGUUCAAUUGGGUAUUACAAUUUAAAUGGAUAUAAAUCAAAAAAUUUUAAAGAAAAUUGCUGGCCCGUUGAAUUUAGUCAAAGAGGCAUAUAUAACUACUAUUCUUUAAAUGUUAAAUAACGUACUAUAUAGUUUUAUACGAUUAAUGAAUAAGUUUUAUGAAUUUUAUAAGCUAUCAAGACUGUUUGUAAUGAUUUGUUUGGCUGCAAAUUCGUUUUGUUUUUGUUUUUGUUUUGUGUUUGUUUUUUUAUAUCCGUUGGUUAAAUCAAAGAUCGCCAACCCCACAUAAAAAAAAUGUAUAUAAAUACAUAAAUGUACACUAUUAAAAUUUUCAUUGAUCAAAGUAUUCUCAAUGUCUUCCCCUGAGCUUACUGAUAUCAGGUCUCCUAUAGAUUUAAGGAAAUUGCAAUCUUUUUUGUCAACAAUCAAAGAAAGUAAAAACCCGAAAGUCACGUUUGGUCACAACUCAAGUGUUCCUAAUAAAUUUAAUUCAAUUAAACAAUUCACAUUUGGUCAAUCAAAUCCAACUUAUUAUUUAACAACAGAUGUUGGUACAUUUGUAUUACGUAGAAAACCAUCACCAAACUCAAAAUUAAUUUCAAAGUCAGCACAUGCAGUUGAAAGGGAAUUUUUCAUCCUUAAUAGUAUCAAUAUAAUAAAUGAUGAAUCCAGAGAAACGAAUCCGGUUCCGAUUCCAAAAGUUCAUUUGUUAUGUGAAGAUGAAUCAAUUAUUGGGUAUGUAUUUUAUAUAAUGGAUUAUAUUAAUGGUAUUCAAAUUAAAAAUCCAAGCUUGCCAGGUAUUUCUCAAUCUGAUGCAAGUACAUAUUACGACUCGAUCAUCAGAAUGUUUGCCUCAAUUCAUUCACUUGAUGUUGAAAAAUUAAUUAGUUUAUUACCAGAACAACAUUUUCCUCAGUUUCAAAAUAUUGAAAAAUUAAAAAAUACUUCGUAUUUUGAAAGACAAAUUAAAACUUUAACUAGUAUAAGUAAUUUGCAAAAUAAGCAUGUUAAUGAAAUCCCAAAUUUCGAUACAAUAACUAAAUGGCUUUUGAAGAAUAAACCAAAGGAUCCUACUAAAUUAACUUUAAUUCACGGUGACUUGAAAAUUGAUAACAUAUUGUUUGAUCCAAUUACAAAACAAGUUAUUGGAAUUUUAGAUUGGGAAUUAUGUACAAUUGGCAACCCACUAUUUGAUUUAUCUAAUUUUUUUCAACCAUUUGAAUUACCUUGUAAAUUAAACGAAUUAUUAUACAAGUCAAAUCCAAAUAGUAUGGGAUUAGGAAACAAAGAAUCAAAAAAAUUUUUGUUUCAACAAUUGAGAGAAUAUUCUAAAUUAAUCAAAUGGGAUAAUAAUGAUCCUAAAAACAAUCCUAUGGAUUUAUGGCCAAUUGGUCAUGUAUUUGGUUUAUUGAGAUUAUGCGUUAUUAGUCAAGGUAUUGCAAUGAGAGUCAAAUUAGGCAACGCAAGUAGUUCUAGUGCUAAAAGUUACUCGAACAUGUAUCCAUAUUUAAGUGAAUUAGCAAUGGACAAGAUUAAAGAAUGGAAAUCCCAGAAACAAGAAAGUAAAUUUUAG